This is a messenger RNA of Drosophila innubila, 1525 nucleotides long. It is a transcript of the gene Pus1, whose product is annotated as tRNA pseudouridine synthase A. The record is from RefSeq and is a predicted model, not a curated record. Gene Ontology annotation, biological process: mRNA pseudouridine synthesis; tRNA pseudouridine synthesis. Gene Ontology annotation, cellular component: nucleus. Gene Ontology annotation, molecular function: RNA binding; pseudouridine synthase activity. Lineage: Eukaryota; Metazoa; Arthropoda; Insecta; Diptera; Drosophilidae. Bases 72 to 1415 code for a protein of 447 amino acids. The transcript is spliced from 4 exons.
UGUAUUGCCAUUAAAAAGAGCGCACGUGUAAAGUUGUAUUUCUUUGUGGUUUCGUUUGUUGAAUUAAAUUAAUGCUGAUUAACCAUAUACUAAGCAGCUACAGAAAGGCAGAUUGCCUUAAAACGCUGCUGAGAACAGAUUUUAAGCGUUUCUUUUUAAGUUCACGUCAAAAAUCAUUUGCUGCCGCAAUGAGCGAAGCUCUCGAUAAACUGGAACAGGAUAACUUGGCAAAGAAGAGUGCUAAAGACCUGGAGAAUCAGUCGGUAAAAGAAACAAACCAAGUGAAGCGCAAUUUAAAGCGAAAGAAAUGGGUGGACUGGAAGGCGAAAGACGAGGAGGAUGCAGCGAAUGGCACAAAACGAGCUCCAUUUGAUCCGGCGGAUCGCAUCAAGCGGAAGAAGAGCGCCAUCCUGCUGAGCUACUGUGGCGCCAAAUACUUUGGCAUGCAACGCAAUCCGGGCAUGCAGACCAUUGAGGAGGAACUGUUCAAGGCAAUGUUGAAGCACAAGUGGAUAACGGAGGAUUCUUUCGAGCAGGUGCAAAUCGCCUGCUUUCAACGUGCCGCUCGCACCGACAAAGGCGUCUCAGCGGCGCGACAGGUGUGCUCCGUAAAGCUGCCCGAGGAUUUGGAUCUGCAGGCAUUUAAUCAAGAUUUGCCGGAGGAGAUACGAUUGUUUGGCGUGGAGCGUGUUACGAAAGGCUUUAAUGCCAAGGAUCAGUGUAAUGCACGCACUUACACCUACACACUGCCCACCGUGGCAUUUGCCGCAUUUGAGGAACAGCAUGAACAGGAAACGUAUCGUAUUCCAGCUGAACUCUUGCUGAAAGUCACUGAUACAUUGAAGCUAUACGAGGGCACGAAAAACUUUCACAACUUUACCAGCAAAAAAAACUUUUUAGAUCCGUCCGCCAAGCGUUUCAUCAUGUCCUUCACAUGCAGCGAACCAUUCCAGAGUCCACAGGGUAUUGAGUUUGUUACGUUAAAAGUGAAGGGUCAGAGUUUUAUGCUACAUCAGAUACGUAAAAUGGUUGGGUUAACCAUUGCAAUAGUGCGAGGCAACACCACAACAACAUCCCUGGAGCGUGCUCUAACCGAGGAGCGUCUUGAUUUACCCAUGGCACCAGGCUUGGGACUAGUACUGGAUACUGUACACUAUGAGCGCUACAAUGAUCGCUAUGGCAAGGAUGGCAUACACGCACCAUUGACUUGGGAGGCACAGGAGCAGCAAGUGCGGGAAUUUAUAGAAAAAUACAUCUAUGCGAAUAUAUACAAAACCGAGGCCGAGGAGCGAAAUCUACUUGAUUGGCUGAGCACCUUGCAUUUCCACUCAUACGACACAAGACGGGAUGAGGCAUCGACUGAAGCUGACGGCAACCAGAAGAAGCCCAACGAUGAUGAUGAUGGCGAGGAAUAGCUAGCUAACUAGUUAACUAUGUUUAAGUUUUCCGUAUUCAAUUCAAGACCAGUUGUCAUAUUGUAUAAUUGAUACAGUGUAAAAUAAAAGCACAUUUGAGUGAUUAGAAA